GCAGUAGGCCGGUUUCGCCCACCGGAAGCCCGGCGCGUUUCAAGGGAUUUCCAGUGUUGUGGCGGAGCGUACAGACUUCGGCGUCUUCUCGGCAGCCCACGGGAAGCGGGAAGGCGCUUCUGAGCCCGCGAACCGACGGCGGAAGUGGAAGCAGAAAGCCCUUCCUCAAGUGUCUAGAGCUCAGAGAUGCGGCCCAGGGGAGGGAACUGUAGCUAGGUCAGGAGGCCGUGCUUGCUGUUGCUUCCAGAUCCCAUGUCAGCACCGAGUCCUCAGAUGCUGGUGGCAGCGGCUCAGCAGACCCUGGGCAUGGGAAAGAGACGGUGCCCACCCCGAGCCGUCUGCCUUCACCUUGCUGGAGAGGUGCUGGCUGUGGCCCGGGGACUGAAGCCAGCUCUGCUCUAUGAUUGCAGUUGUGCAGGGGCAUCAGAGCUCCAGAGCUAUCUGGAGGAACUGCGGGGCCUGGGCUUCUUGACCCAGGGACUUCACAUCCUUGAGAUUGGAGAAAACAGCUUGAUUGUCAGUCCUGAACACGUAUGUCCGCACUUGGAGCAGGUGCUGCUUGGUACCAUAGCCUUUGUGGAUGUUUCCGGCUCCCAGCCUCACCCUUCUAUUUGCUCCUUGGACCAGCUUCAGGAUUUGAAGGCCCUAGUGGCUGAGAUCAUCACGCAUUUGCAAGGGCUACAGAGGGACCUAUCCAUGGCAGUCUCCUGCAGCAGACUUCGUUCCUCAAACUGGAAUCUCUGUACUGUGUUUGGGAUCCUCCUGGGCUAUCCUGUUCCGUAUACCUUUCAUCUGAACCAGGGAGAUGACAACUGCUUAGCCCUGACCCCACUCCGGGUGUUCACUGCCCGGAUCUCAUGGCUGUGUGGUCAUCCCCCAGUCUUGCUCUAUUCCUUUAGUGUCCCAGAGAGCUUGUUCCCAGCCCUGAGGGAGAUUCUGAAUACUUGGGAGAAGGACCUUAGAACUCGAUGUAGGACUCAGAAUGACUUUGCUGACCUGAGCGUCUCCUCUGAGAUAGUCACGCUGCCAGCAGUGGCUCUCUGACUUUAACUCUUCUCUCAUGUAGAAGGUACUCAGUAAAUGAUCAGCUCUAGCUCAGCGAUGGCAUCGCAAGUACCAAUUCCGAGCAUCUUGAGAACACUAGGGAAAAAUGCUGUUACCAGUUGUCCGCAUCGCAGCAGGCAUGGGAGUAGUGGUGGUGGCGUUGGUCGUACGUAUUUGCCAUUUCUAUGCUAGGGAGUCCUCUUUGCUGAGAUAUCUGUUGAUUUUUCACUGGAGAGGAGGUAGAAGAAAAGAGAUUGUGGAGAAGGGUGGUGGAGGACAAGUGUAUACUCUUGUGUGGUAGCUGUAAAUAUACCUGCCCUCGUGGGUAGUGUCUGCCAGGAAGUAGAGGACUAGGUAGGUUUUACUGCAUGUUUAUAUACCACCAGCUGAAUUGGACUAGGGAGAGGAGACCAGGAUGCCCAAAUGUCUUAUGUUUGUGAUGUGACAUGUCAUUCAGGGGUACACUAAGAGUUCUGAGGAACAGAGACUAUUAGGUGAAGUUUGUUUAUUUUACAGUAGGUUAAAAAAAUAAAGUCAGAAAUCUCAGGUGGUAAAACCCACACUUUAAAGUAUGUCAGCCUGCUGAGUUUCUUAUUGAGUUUCUUGCUUCAGAUUUUCACCCAAGCAGCUGUCACAAGUGAGUCAGAUCAUCAGGCUGUCCUUGUUGGCCAGGAACACUGCCAGUGCGAUAGCAAUCAUUACCAUCAGCAUCGAGAGCCAUCGGCCACAUUGCCUCUGUGAGGAGGGGGUGGGGGAGAGAAAGAGGCCAUGGGUUGUUUGGAGAAGGUACAGGGAAAAAUUAUCUUCCUUCUUCCCAUCCUAGCCCAGUGGAAAACCUUGGGUCAAAAAAGGAGAAAAAGCUUUUUAUAUCACUGUCUGUCUCACUUGGUCACUUCCUUUGGGAUAAAACCACUCUACUGCUGGUCACUGGCCCCUAAGCCAGGAUCACUGGCUUAGGGAACCAUACCCAGCAAGGGCCAAAUACUUAAAUACUGAUAAGAAUAAUCAAGGAUGAAAAAUAACGCAGCAAAAUUAUAUUAUUCUCUAUUCGUAUUCCUUAGUACUUUUGCUCUCCUCACUCUUGCCACUAGCUCAUAAUAGGCUAAAAGAACACCACUUCGUACUUUAGCUAAUAGUGAGUCUUUCCCUGUAGGCUCUAGAGUUCCAUGAAAAUUAGGCUUGGAUGCAUAAGCCAGUGUUUGCUGACACUUGCUAUACUGUCAAGUUAUAUAAACCAAGUUGAAUGGAACAGGCUGGCCAGAUGUUGGCACAGGCUGAUAAACUUUAUCUGCAAGAUUUGGCCGAAGGAGGAACCGUCCCACCAUCAUCCAGGGCGAUACGGGAGGAUUGACCCUCUUACUCUGGGAGGCGACUGUUGGCUCUGGUUCAGCUCUUCUCGACAGUGCUGCAGCUUACGUAGGCAGGACAGAUACUCGUCACUGAGGUUGUCUAACUCCGAAUGCAGUUCUCUGCACUGGGGGGAGAAUACCACCAACGUCAUCACUACCAGUUCCUUCUGGGACAGAGACCAGGUCAGGGUGAGGGCCCCGUGUGAGUUACUCCUUCAUUCGUUUGGAAUUUUUACCACCAUCCUCCCUUCCCAGCCUUUCUCAGAGGUUUCAGUUUGCCUUUUGACUGUCUUACCUAGUUUGUCUGGAAUGUGUUCAUUUAAAUGAUUGAUUAUAAUGCAUAUUAUAAUAUUACAUAUUAUACAUGUCAGUGCUCUCACGUGAUUGUGAAUGUGCAAGAGCUUUGUAAAUGGGGGCACCAAAAAAUGAAGUUCUUCUACACAAAAGACCUGGGGGUGAUCUUAGUACAAGCAUCUUCACCGGGAUAUAGUUGAGUUGCAUGUGAAUACUUCUGGGGAUAUGUAUGUUUCCGAGUCUGUAGAUGGAAAGAGUUUUAUUAUUUAAAAGACACUAUAUGUAUAAAGUUUUAAGAUAACUGUAGGACAAAGUUUGAGGGGUUAAUAUGUUUAUUAAAUGUGUUUGAGUUUAGGUUGACUUUACAAAAGGUAACUAUUUGAUAAAACCUUGAAUAGCAGUUAGUAUAAAUGAAGAAGGGAAAAGAUUGACAAAUUAUCCCACAAGCAAAGACAUUUUAUAAAGGCAGAUGAAUACCUGCUGGCAUCCAGUCACGAUUUAAACUUUGAAAUCUUUGCUCUCUGGCUGCCUCCCAGCAGUUUUCCCUACCAUUGUGGGAUGAUCCCCUCACUAUCUUUUUUUUUUUUUUUAAGAUUUUAUUUAUUUGACAGAGACACAGCAAGAGAGGGAACACAAGCAGGGGGAGUGGAAGAGGGAGAAGCAGGCUCCCCGCUGAGCAGGGAGCCCGAUGCAGGGCUCAAUCCCAGGACCCUGGGAACAUGACCUGAGCUGAAGGCAGAUGCUUAACGAUGAGCCACCCAGGCGCCCCGAUCCCCUCACUAUCUUGAGGUCACCAUCUCACCUCUUUUUCCUUGGCCUGGAGCUGCAAAGUCUUCUUUUGCAGCUGGUCUCUGAAAUCCCAUUCUUUCUCCUUCCCUGUACCCUCAGGUUCCAUUUCAUUAUGGGAGGGCUUUGGACUCCACACAGGCAAAGCCUGAUCUAAAAAAGCAGCCAGAUUCUCAGUGAUGGUGAGGUCCAUACCUCUGAGGGACGGCCCUAUCACUGAGAGAACUCUGGAGUGAGGGGAAGGGAGGAGAGGGAACAAGGGAGGACCUGUCCCUGAUGAGACUGCAGAGUAGAAUUCUCUCACUUCCUCCCAUUGGGACCCUGCUCAGUCUUGACACAGAGCUGGAAAUCGAGCCCCUUGCAGGCAAGGUUGGCAUCUUACUUUUCUUUGUAUCCCUAGUCCUGUUUAAUGGCAUAUAUUUCUAGAGAAUACUUACUAAUUCAUUUUCUUUUGUGGCAUUUCUAGUAGGUUUGCUGGUUGCUUCAAUAUAACUAACCCCUUCUCCCUUCUGGCCUCAUUUCAGUCUUGAGAAUGGCCGUCCAAUCCUAGAAUUCAUCUUCCUGUGGUUAAAGAUGGCUCUGAGCCACGUGGCAGCCUUAGUCUUGGUGAAGAGAGCACUGAACUAGGAGUCAGAAAUUCUGGAUUGUUGUCUUAGCUGUAUCCUUAAUUCUUAUGACUGUAGACUUUUCAUUUUCUUGCCCAUUCUAUGUGGGUAUCAUAAUUCCUGCCUUAUCUUUUACAUAGUGAUUGUGAUGAGAAAACAAAAGUUUUCUUUUGUUAUGCACAUGAAAAGAAAGUUUCUUAUGCACAUGGAGUGCAUAAGUGAGGAACUUCCCCCUCUAACCCCCAUACAUGAUGAAUUCUUCUCAGGGAGCUGAGGCAGCAGAUUCUUGAGGGCUAAGAGUGAGGUGACUGUUGCAUGCAACAUGGUGUGGACUUGGGGAGUUGGAUGUGACUUAGAAGGUCAAAGUGUAAAAAUUGACAUUAAAUCCUGAGUUCAAAAUCAAUUUAUUGAAAUGUUCAACACAGACAUUGGUUUUCAGAGAGAGUAGAAAUUCUUUUCACAGUUUAUAUACCUCUUAGGAUAGGAGGCUAACUGGUUAAAGUGUUCUCAAAGCCAAUGAUCAGUCCUUAAAAAGCUCCCCUGGAUCCCUGCCUUAACAGACUCCUAGAACUUUCUGGGACUCCCAAGAGGUCAUGUAGUCCAUCCCCUGCUUCUAGGCAGGCAAGGAAAGAUCACUAGCUUAGAGUUUGUGGAAGUAAAUUUGCUGACCUUUCUUUGUUAAGAGUUUCUCCUGUUCUUGAAGCUGUAAGGAUUGAUUCUGGAGCAGACCUGUGGGAAAACACAAGGAACUUGUCUGUACUAGUGCAUCUACUGCAAACAGUGUCUUUUCAGAACUUUGCUUCAAACCUUAAUUAUUCAAGAUGUUCCCAUCUGUUAUUGGUUGAAUUGUGUCCCUCCCCACCAAACUCAUAGGAAGUCCUAACCCCUAGUACUUCAGAAUGUGACCUUAUUUGGAGAUAGGUUCUUUACAGAGGUAACCAAGUAUUUUAGAACGUUAGAGUGGGCCCUAAUCUCAUAUGACUGGUGUCCUUACGAGAAGGGGAAAUUUCAACACAGAACUAGAUAGAAGACAUCUGAAGAAACAUAAGGAGAAGAAAGCCAUCUACAAGCCAAGGAAAGUGGCCUGGAACACCUCCUGUCUUCAAAACCCUCAGAAGGAAUCAGCCCUGCCCACACCUUGACCUUGGACUUGUAGCCUCCAGAACAAAAUAAAUUUCUGUUUUUUAAGUCA
Mirounga angustirostris (Northern elephant seal) is the source of this 5270-nucleotide messenger RNA. It is a transcript of the gene CUNH1orf74, whose product is annotated as chromosome unknown C1orf74 homolog. The record is from RefSeq and is a predicted model, not a curated record. NCBI's taxonomy places the organism in Eukaryota, Metazoa, Chordata, Mammalia, Carnivora, Phocidae. Bases 253 to 1044 code for a protein of 263 amino acids. The transcript has 2 exons.